Molecule: messenger RNA, 1163 nt
Organism: Solenopsis invicta (red fire ant)
Lineage: Eukaryota; Metazoa; Arthropoda; Insecta; Hymenoptera; Formicidae
Product: ribonuclease H2 subunit C
Exons: 3
Coding region: 147-548 (133 amino acids)
Biological process (GO): RNA catabolic process
Cellular component (GO): ribonuclease H2 complex
Source: RefSeq, a predicted model, not a curated record
UUUUGACCAUCUUUUUUUUCCCCUCUUUGCGAUGGCGCUAAGUCACGACAUGCUAUUAUUGGUUAGUUUAUAUGUGCAUAUCAUACCGAAUAAAAGUUCAGCAAAAUUUUUCGCUGGAACAUUACUUUGCUCCGUAUUAAAUUAACAUGGUCACACGAUUGCACGUUAACGAUAAAGAUCUAGUUGACCGGGACGAGACCGAAUUGCAUUUUAUGCCAUGUAAAAUUCACGGGGACGAAGCCGCAAAUGUUUCCUCUUAUUUCAAGCCUUACAUUCGUAUGGUAGAUGAAGGAUAUUACGAUUGUUCUUUUCGUGGCUACUCGCUUCAGGGGAAGAAGGUAACUGUACCUGCAGGAUACAAAGGUAUGAUGUUUAUGGAGAACAAAAAGACAAACAAUGAAAGCAAAGAGAGGAAUUUGUAUUGUAUGGGAACCUUCUCGCAGUUUACAUACUGGAACUAUGAUAGGAUACCAUCUAAGAAUGAUACUCUUGUGGCUGCAUUAGAUUGGAUCGACAUAGCUAAAGCAUUACAUUCAUCAGAAAUAUAGGCGAUUCUAGGAAUAAACUAUUUCAACAGAAAGAUACGUUCUUGUUCAAAUAUUACAUUUUUAUACUUUGAUAGAAGAGAGAUAAUAAAGACACAUUUUGUACAACAGAUUUAUUUUUACAGCAUCAUAGUUGGAUGGUUACACCACAAAUACCCAUAUAAUCUAUGACAAUGAGCAUAAGAAUUCUAUGAUUAAUUAUAAGAUGCGUAAUGAGACUGGGUGGUGGUAAUAUUAUAGCCUAAUUAGCAGUGACAUUCAAAGAAACACGCAGUUACCUGUUUAGAUAUUUGUGGACUUGUUUCGUUUAAUAUGAUAGUACAAUUCGUUCUGCAUAAUAAAUGUACUCUGCAGACUUCUUAGGGGACGUAAAUCUGUUUUACAUAGGAUUAUAUGUUUUAUAUGAUUUCAUAUUCCAUUUUACAUUAAAUGCAUUUUUUAUAUAGUGCCGUCGAUAGAGCUUAUAAUAUCUAUCAUAAUUUAAGGAAGGAUGUAUCCGAGCAGUCAUACAUGCUAUCUUAAGCAACUCCUAAACGCUCAAUAUUGUUGAUCAUCUAGGGUGAGCUAUUUUAGUUAUACAAAUGUAAGAUUUACAAAAUAAAUUUUUUCAUUACGCAG